Molecule: messenger RNA, 1950 nt
Organism: Gossypium raimondii (Peruvian cotton)
Lineage: Eukaryota; Viridiplantae; Streptophyta; Magnoliopsida; Malvales; Malvaceae
Exons: 2
Coding region: 29-1528 (499 amino acids)
Source: RefSeq, a predicted model, not a curated record
GUAUCUUCCAUUGUUUCAUUAAAAAAGAAUGGAGAUUCAACAUGCCAUCCAUCCCCACCCCUUGUCAUUGUCAUUCAUUGAUGAGGCGAAUACAAUGAGAUGGUGCACAGCAUGUGGGAGGAAAUUACCUGGUCCGACCUAUGGUUGCGAAUCUUGUUGUUUUUUUAUUCAUAAAUCUUGUCUUGGUGAGCACAAAGCAGAGGUUCAAUGUUUCUUUCAUCCAUGCCCUCUUAUCAUCUCCACUCCUACUACUGUUUCUUGUUUUGUUUGUUUUAAAUCUAUCACUUCAAAAUUUUCCUAUGAAUGCAAGUUAAAUUGUUUGUUCGAAACGCAUGUAGAAUGUGCCCUAAAGCCAAUCAUAGAAUAUUCAGAUGAGGAGUGCACCAUUCAACAUUUCACUCAUGCUCAUCCCUUAAAACUUGUUGAUUCCAACCAGAAAGAUGAAGUGAUCUGCUCCAUUUGUAAAGAGCUCUGCUCUUCUUCUUCUUCUUCUUCUUCUACAUACGGUUGCAUGGAAUGCAAGUUUUUCCUUCAUAAAUCUUGCAUGAAAAGCAUUCCGCGACAGUUGAGCAAUCAUCGCAUCCAUCCAUGCACUCUCAUAUUCAUCACAUGUCCUUACAGUGGUGUCGAAUGUGAUUGUUGUGGCGAAGAUAUUGUCCCCGGCAUGAAGUUCAGCUGUGGAGCAUGUGAUCUCGAUCUCCAUGUCAAAUGUGCCCUAUUUCCCACCACAGACUCUGAAGAUGCCAAAGAGAUCCAACAUUUCUGUCACCCGCAUACACUAGCUCUUGUGGAAAGCGAUGAAGAAUAUGGCAGCGAACGUCGUUGUGUAGCAUGUGCACAGAUUUGCUUAGCUCCCGCACCAACUUUCAGGUGUAGUAGAUCAUGCAGCCACUUCUUUUUACAUAAAUCAUGCUAUGUUAAAUUACCUUACAAAUAUUAUAAAAUUAAGCAUCCUUCUCAUCCCGACCACCCUCUCACCAUUACAUCCCUUCCAUACAAUGAUCAUAUCCGCACAUGUGAUGCAUGUUGCCGGGGCAUUGAUUCAACUCUCUUAGCAUAUAGCUGUCGAGAAUAUGAGUGCAAGUUUAACCUUCACUUGGAUUGUUAUAAGGUGCUAGCCUCUAUUAAGUUUAGUGGCCAUGAACACCUUCUCACUCUCCUUGAGAAAACACUCGAUCUUUCUUGCCAUCUUUGUGGUGUAAACUGCUGUAACUUCUUCCUUCGAUGUAUGCCAUGUGAUAUCAACAUCCAUCUCCAAUGUCUUCCUUCAGCACCUAAAACAAUAAAGCACAAAUCUCAUCUCCAUCCUUUAACUCUCACAAAGUCUCAUUUUGAGUAUGAGUUAAACUCAGAUGAAGAAGAGGAUGAAUUUUAUUGUGAUGAUUGUGAGCAAAAAAGAAGCCAAAAAGAGUUGGUUUACUAUUGUGUGGAGUGCAAAUUUAUUGCCGAAGUUAAGUGCGUGCUUGAUGAGGUGUUGCCAUUAAUUUAUAAGAAGAAUUUUUUUGAAAAAAAAAAUUCCAAAAGGUGAUGUGAGCCAAAAAGUUGAAUUUUAUCCAGAAAUUCAAAAAUGGCAUGUGGAAAACCUUCUACUAAAGCGCAUCAAAUUACAUGAAGGACAGCAAGUAUUAGAAGCAAAAAGGAAACAAUUAAACAGUGAAUUGAAUGAUGUGGAAAUGGAGAUAAUGAAGACAGAAGAUACAUUAGGCAAUCUAGUGGGAGGUAGCUCAGAACUGUUAAUUGAACUAGUUAAAAAUAACUCUCAAUUGCGAGAUUUGUUCAAUGAUGCCAAAAAUCAAGGUUUGAGCAUUGAACUGAAUUGAUAAAAAUAAUUAAAAAUAUUUGUAAAAAUAAAUAUGAAAAUAAUAUUCUAUAUUCUAUAUGUUUGCAAUGAUGAAUGUAUUUUUUAUUGUUUCAUUAAAAUAUAAUGGAGAUUCAACAUGUCAUCCAUAA